UGCGCAUUGUAUUUGAUUGUUGAUUCAAUAAAUAGUUUCUGAAUGGCAGUUAACAAUUCAUCGGGAAAGACUACUAAGAAGCCAGCUACAUUUGCUGUGCUCCCAAAAAUCAUUAAUGGGGGAAUUGCCGGCGUGAUUGGGGUCACCUGUGUGUUUCCCUUAGAUUUGGUAAAGACUCGACUACAAAAUCAGCAAAUUGGACCAAAUGGCGAACGCAUGUAUACCAACAUGUUCGAUUGCUUUCGUAAAACGUACACUGCCGAGGGUUACUUUGGCAUGUAUCGUGGAUCGGCCGUAAACAUUUUACUCAUUACUCCCGAAAAAGCUAUAAAGUUGACUGCAAAUGACUAUUUUCGUUUCCAUCUUGCUUCAGAGGAUGGAAAGUUACCAUUGAAAAGACAAUGCCUUGCUGGCGGGUUAGCAGGGGCAUUUCAAAUUAUAGUGACCACGCCCAUGGAACUUUUGAAAAUUCAGAUGCAAGAUGCAGGCCGUAUAUCAAUGUCCGCGAAAGCUUCGGGUCAGCAGGUGGAAAAACUUACGGCAUGGGUACUUACUAAAAAUCUCUUGAAGGAGAGAGGUAUCGUUGGUUUAUAUAGAGGAUUAAGUGCCACCGCCGUGCGUGACAUUACCUUUUCUGUAAUUUACUUUCCUUUGUUUUCCGCUGUAAAUGAUAAGGGCCCUAGAAAAACUGAUGGCUCUGGCGAAGCUGUGUUUUAUUGGUCGCUGCUAGCUGGAUUGGUUUCUGGAAUGACCGCGGCUUUUUCGGUUACGCCCUUAGACGUAAUUAAAACCCGACUACAGGCUAUAAAAAAAGCUGACGGUGAAAAGGAGUUUGAUGGAAUUGUAGAUUGUAUUCGUAAGACAUUGAAGCACGAAGGACCCAAGGCAUUCUUCAAAGGUGGCUUUUGUCGUAUUAUAGUUAUUGCUCCAUUGUUUGGCAUUGCACAAAUGGUAUAUUUUUUGGGCGUAGGAGAACUUAUCUUGGGAAUCGAGCAGAAGAAAACCAUUUAAUUUAUUUUUUAUAGUAGUCAAAUCUGACUGUAGUGCCCUUUAAGUCUUUCUUAAACAAUUUGUUGUACAAUAUUACGACAAAUUGCAAAUAAUAAAAAAGG
Messenger RNA from Drosophila busckii, 1112 nucleotides. Its product is annotated as mitochondrial glutamate carrier 1. The transcript has 5 exons. The record is from RefSeq and is a predicted model, not a curated record. Gene Ontology annotation, biological process: malate-aspartate shuttle; aspartate transmembrane transport; L-glutamate transmembrane transport. NCBI's taxonomy places the organism in Eukaryota, Metazoa, Arthropoda, Insecta, Diptera, Drosophilidae. Gene Ontology annotation, molecular function: L-glutamate transmembrane transporter activity; L-aspartate transmembrane transporter activity. Bases 43 to 1011 code for a protein of 322 amino acids.